AUGUUGCCCAGGCGAAUAAAAUGCACCGAGGAGCGGCCACACUGUGUUCGAUGCAGCAAAUCGGGUCUACCAUGUCCAGGUUACAAAGUCCCUGUGGCACGGAUCUUCGAAUCCCAACCACCAUCAGCUCUCCAGUUCGAUUCCGAUCUGGACAGAACGAGAUACCAAUACUUUGUCGAAAUCGGCAGUAGGAUCUUGUCGACGUUCCAGUGGAACUCGACGCCUUUCUGGACACGGCUCGCACCACAGCAAGGCCUCCGCCAUGCUGCUGUUCGACACGGCCUGACCGCGUUGGGCGCCAUUCAGGCCCGGUUCCACAAUAUCACAAUGGCCGAAAUGCAAGCACGAGCGCGGCCCAAGAUCUCUGCGCUCGCCAUGUCGCAUGCGCACAAGGCCAUGCACUUGGUCCGGACUGCGGACCCUGGAACAUUGCCGAUUGAAGUGUCGCUGACUUGUUGCUUGUUGUUUCUGGCCAUACAGUUCUGGAUCGAGAGGACCUCGUCAGCCACGAUACACAUUCUGGCGGCAUAUCGUAUCCUGCACGAGAAGUCCGACGCCGAUGCGUCUUUGUCGGCCAAACCUCCGGAUAUGGCGGGCGAGUUUGCGACGACUUUUAUUCCCACGCUGGACGAGCUCAUCAGCCACACGUGCACGUUUUCCGACGACUUCCCCCCGCCCGGAUCGGGCAUUCCAGCAGACUAUCAUCUUGACUAUGAUGUGAGUCAGCUACUGGUUUGUGAUAUUUCAGAUUCGAGCCGCGCCCUUGAUGCUAUCGACCGGCUUCUAAAAUGUGUUUUGAGGGCGACCUCGAUGCCUGGGAUAUCACAAUCUCUUGAGGAGAAGAUUACUUCAGCUUUCCUGUGUCUGGGUCGCAAAAUACAGGAACUGCGUGACACGGAUGUGCUGUCAGGACACGGAUUUGAGUAUAUCCACCUUUGCCUCCACCUCCGCGUGGCCAACGUUAUGUUCUUGACAAUCGGGCGGCACGAUGAGGCGGGAUUCGACGCAUUUCACGCCGACUUUGGUUUCAUCGUCGACUGCUGCAGCAAGAUUAUAGACCUGAACGCCGCGGAUCCUCGAAGGAAGCAGAGCGUGCUGAGCCCAAGCCUGGGGGUUCUACCACCUUUGUUCUUCGUGGCGACGCGAUGUCGAGAACCGAGGCUGCGUCGCGAAGCGCUCGCACUCUUGCACGAAGCGGGUGUCAAUGAGAGAGGAUGGACCAGCUGCAUUGCCUUCUCAAUUGCCAAUUUCGUGGUUCGGGAGGAAGAGAACGGACUGAAUGAUCUCCUUGGUCAAGAUGGGGCCGCAGAUCGAAUCCGUCGCCGGAUCAGAUUGCACGAUGUUCAGGUGUGCAAUCCCUCGCGCACAGCAAACAUUAAAUACUUCGUCUUCGAACACGGCUUCCGAGAUGCAGGGCCCGUUUGCCCCGCCAUUUCUAAUCCAGAAUCUGGUUUGAAAGGCAUUAUACAGUGCAAAGCGAGUAUACCUUACCCGUCGCACCCGUCCGUCGAGAUUGAUGGCGUGACCUGUCAGAUGUCUCGGAAAGUCCUUCGGGCCUGCGGCUACUCGAGCAUCACGCUUUUCAGACAGCGGGUGGAUUGCCAUUGUUAG
Molecule: messenger RNA, 1611 nt
Organism: Fonsecaea multimorphosa CBS 102226
Lineage: Eukaryota; Fungi; Ascomycota; Eurotiomycetes; Chaetothyriales; Herpotrichiellaceae
Exons: 1
Coding region: 1-1611 (536 amino acids)
Biological process (GO): regulation of DNA-templated transcription
Molecular function (GO): DNA-binding transcription factor activity, RNA polymerase II-specific; zinc ion binding
Source: RefSeq, a predicted model, not a curated record